This is a messenger RNA of Triplophysa dalaica, 2193 nucleotides long. It is a transcript of the gene ctsh, whose product is annotated as cathepsin H. Lineage: Eukaryota; Metazoa; Chordata; Actinopteri; Cypriniformes; Nemacheilidae. The transcript is spliced from 12 exons. Bases 982 to 1971 code for a protein of 329 amino acids. Gene Ontology annotation, molecular function: cysteine-type endopeptidase activity. Gene Ontology annotation, biological process: immune response. Gene Ontology annotation, cellular component: lysosome. The record is from RefSeq and is a predicted model, not a curated record.
AACCUAUAUGAGGAUAUAUGCGCAUAUAUGAAACCUAUAUGCAGUAUAUAUGCACAUAUAUGAUCAUAUAUAUGCUGUAUAUAUGCCACAUAUAGGCAAAAUUGAGGUGCAUAUGUGUGCAUAUACAGGCCAUAUAGGUCUCCUGUAUUGCUUCUUUAUAUCCACCUAUAAGCCCUAUAUGUACAUACAAGAUACGUCUCCUAUAUAGCUCAUGGCAGGAUCUGGUGAUUUUAUAGCUCAUAUCUCACUUUGGCAACUGUCAUACAUGAUGCCUAGCUCAUAUUUUCUAUUAUCAAGGCAAUAACUAAGAACAAACUAAAAAAAAAAAUGCAAAAAACGUAUGUAUGUGCGAGCACGUGAAAUUGGUAUCACAUGUAAUUGGCAUGUUAUGGAAUUUAACUAUGGCAAAUAAGUGAGAGGAGAUGGAAAGCUAUGAUGUCUACUUGUUUUCCUGAAACAUUUACAAGGUCAAUUCUUUCUUGUAUAAAUAUAGUGGAAAGCAAGGAAAUGUAUAACAAAAUGUUUUGUCGUUUUUUUAUUUUGUCAAUCAAGCCUUUUUUCCAAUUUCAAGUCACUUCAAAAUUCACAUUACAGCUCAUACACAUCCACACAUUCACUGUUACAUCCACAAAAUGCAAUGCAAAAUGCAAUGUUUUCUGUAUUGUCUUAAUGCAGUUUCUAGAUGAAUAUGGCUGAAAUAGACUACUUAAAUCACACUUCAUAAAUCUUAAUAGAUCCAAAAUUGCGAUUCUUGCAUGUACAGUACGAAUCAUAUAAAGCACAGUACACCAUAAACAUUUAUAAAUAAUCAUUAAUCAGAUUUACAUGUACAUAAUAUACAACAUAUGACGUUUGUUUUGAAACGGAGUACAGUUGCACCCCUCCCUCGUGUAGGAGGAGUUCUGAAGUAGAACUUACAUAGAAAGUCAUAUGAUCAAACUCGCGCACACUGCUCGCGCUACAGCUGAAUGAGAAGUGAAGAUGAAGGGGCUAAUUUUACUGGUUUUGUUUGGGGCUCUUUAUCAUGUACACACAGUGCCCUUGCACACAGAGGAAGAUGAGUAUAAUUUCAAGUCAUGGAUGUCUAAGCAUAAUAAACAAUAUGACACGAGUGAAUAUUACCAGCGCCUGCAAAUAUUUCUUGGAAACAAGAAGAGGAUUGACCUUCAUAAUGCUGGAGACCACUCGUUUUCAAUGGGGUUAAACCAGUUUUCAGACAUGAGCUUUGCAGAAUUUAAGAAGCACUUCCUCCUGACAGAACCUCAGAACUGCUCAGCCACUAGAGGGAAUCAUGUGAGCAGUAAUGGACCUUACCCUGACAUGAUCGACUGGAGGACAAAGGGAAACUACGUGACGGAUGUGAAGAAUCAGGGGCCUUGUGGUAGCUGCUGGACUUUUUCCACUACAGGCUGUCUAGAGUCUGUCACCGCCAUUGCCAAAGGGAAACUCUUACAGCUGGCAGAGCAGCAGCUUGUAGAUUGUGCUGGUGCUUUCAACAAUCACGGUUGCAAUGGUGGUCUCCCAAGUCAAGCCUUUGAGUACAUCAUGUACAAUAAAGGUCUUAUGACAGAAGAAGACUAUCCCUACACGGCUAGGGAUGGUCCUUGUAAAUUCAAACCACAGCUUGCUGCUGCUUUUGUGAAAGAUGUCGUAAACAUUACACGGUAUGAUGAAGCGGGCAUGGUAGAUGCUGUGGCCAGGUACAACCCUGUCAGCUUUGCAUAUGAGGUUACAUCUGAUUUCAUGCACUACAGAGAUGGAAUAUAUACCAGCACUAAGUGUCACAACACAACUGACAAGGUGAACCACGCAGUGCUUGCUGUAGGCUACGCUCAGGAGAAUGGAACUCCAUACUGGAUAGUGAAGAACUCCUGGGGAACUGCCUGGGGAAUAAAAGGUUAUUUCUACAUUGAGAAGGGAAAGAACAUGUGUGGACUUGCUGCUUGCUCAUCCUAUCCAGUUCCAUUGUGAAUAACUGAAAUAUAUCACAUCAAAUCAAUUCAUGCUGCAAAAAAUCAACGAUAAAUCUUUGAAUUCAGAUUCAUUUAAAAGAUUCAAUGACUCUUCAUUAGCCCACUUGAUUGUUAGCUGAAUUCAUUCACUUUGAAUCUGGGUUUAUGUUUUAAUGUGUUUUAAUGUUUUGUCAAAAAUUACUUUAUUGUUUUGAAAUAAAUAUUGACACGAGGAAAUUAA